Chrysoperla carnea is the source of this 673-nucleotide messenger RNA. Its product is annotated as larval cuticle protein LCP-17-like. Gene Ontology annotation, molecular function: structural constituent of chitin-based larval cuticle. The transcript has 3 exons. NCBI's taxonomy places the organism in Eukaryota, Metazoa, Arthropoda, Insecta, Neuroptera, Chrysopidae. The record is from RefSeq and is a predicted model, not a curated record. Bases 74 to 640 code for a protein of 188 amino acids. Gene Ontology annotation, cellular component: chitin-based extracellular matrix.
UAAGAAGCAAAUUUUAUUUGAUUUGAUCAAGAUUCGAUUUAGAUCGGUUCAUCUUAUAACACACAUCAUCAUUAUGAAAUUGGUUAUUGGAUUUGCAUUACUGGCUUGUGCCUAUGCACAAGUACGACCAUCCACGAAUUUACUUAGUCCAUUUUCAACACCACGUCCAUUUGGAUUACAACCACAAUAUAGACGUCCAUCAUAUUCACGUCCAAUUGUGCCAGUAACAGCUCGACCAACUUUACCGCCACAACCAGUCCAACCAAUUUACCAACCUCAACAACCACUUUAUCGUAGUGCUGAAGCUAAUGCAAGAAUAUUGAAACAAACUCAAGAUAUUAGCUCAGAUGGAAAUUCAUUCCAAUAUAGCUAUGAAACUGAAAAUGGAAUCUCAGCUGGAGCAUCUGGAACUCUUCGUCAAAUUUCCAAAGAUGAAGAUGCAUUAGAUAUUGUUGGUGCAUUCCAAUACGUUUCACCCGAAGGUAUUCCAAUUGUCGAACAAUAUGAAGCUAAUGAAAAUGGUUAUCAACCAAGAGGUGAUCACAUUCCAAAACCUCCACCAAUUCCAGAACCAAUUUUAAGAGCUUUAGAAUGGAUUCGUACACAUCCAGAACCACUCCAACCACAAAGACGCUACUAAAUUUAAUUAAUUCGAUUUUUUUUUUAAAUUAAA